AUGGAUUGUUGUGGUGCCAUUGCGAUACUCGUCAUCAUUGUCGUCCCGCUUGUCACGAGAGGUUAUUCUAUACCCUCCCUGCGUCAGCGUGCUCCUUCCAAGCUUACCGUUCUGCGCUCACAUACACAGACAAACAGACACGCACACACGUCUAUACAUAUACAUCGAGGCGUACAUAGACAGACCGACCGACUGGCUACGACACGAAUAGCCUUCUUCUCCAUCAAUUGCAUUGAUUGUAUGAAUAACAGGCCGAACACGGAGAGCGCAGAGAGUGCAACACAACGGCUGCAGCAACAGCAACACUGCCACGGCAACAGCAACGAUAUGUUGACGUACGCUGCGUUGCGGACACGCGCGCGCACGCCCCAUUCGACAGCAUCACAACUAUCUUCGCCAGCAUCUGCGGCGGCGGUGGCACUGAGAGCAGCACAGCACGAGAAGAGACCUCUGCACCCACGACGUCCUACUCGAGCUUAG
This is a messenger RNA of Loa loa (African eye worm), 480 nucleotides long. RefSeq lists its product as hypothetical. The transcript is spliced from 2 exons. The record is from RefSeq and is a predicted model, not a curated record. NCBI's taxonomy places the organism in Eukaryota, Metazoa, Nematoda, Chromadorea, Rhabditida, Onchocercidae. The coding region runs from base 1 to 480 and encodes 159 amino acids.